This is a messenger RNA of Malurus melanocephalus (red-backed fairy wren), 10942 nucleotides long. Its product is annotated as H(+)/Cl(-) exchange transporter 5. Gene Ontology annotation, molecular function: voltage-gated chloride channel activity. Gene Ontology annotation, biological process: chloride transport; transmembrane transport. Gene Ontology annotation, cellular component: synaptic vesicle; membrane; early endosome. NCBI's taxonomy places the organism in Eukaryota, Metazoa, Chordata, Aves, Passeriformes, Maluridae. The transcript is spliced from 13 exons. Bases 113 to 2530 code for a protein of 805 amino acids. The record is from RefSeq and is a predicted model, not a curated record.
GCCCCUUCCGGCCGCCCGCCCCGCCGGAGGAGCCGCCGGAGGGGCCGCGGGCGCCAGGCCCGGGACGGGCCAGGCCGGAGAGAGCGGGGCCGCAGGUUUGGAAGCUCUGGCCAUGGAUCAGAAGGGCUAUCGUCGGGAGAGCUUCCAGAGCGCCACCAGCGAUGAAGAUAUGCUGGAAAUAGCUGGAGCAUCCAUGGAUUUCUCCAUGGCAGACGAUGACCCGCCACUGGACAGGGAGAUGGGAGGCUUUUCUUCCUAUAAUGGAGGAGGGAUGAACGGCACAAGCACCAUGAUGGAUUUCCUGGAGGAGCCUCUUCCUGGUGUGGGCACYUACGAAGAUUUUAACACGAUAGACUGGGUGCGAGAGAAGUCCAGGGACCGGGACAGACACAGGGAGAUCACCAACAGAAGCAAGGAGUCCACCUGGGCMCUGCUGCACAGUGUGAGUGAUGCCUUUUCUGGCUGGUUGCUGAUGCUCCUCAUUGGGCUGCUGGCAGGAUCCUUGGCAGGUCUGAUUGACAUCUCUGCCCACUGGAUGACAGAUCUGAAGGAAGGGGUGUGUUUGGCAGGGUUCUGGUUCAACCACGAGCACUGCUGCUGGAAGUCCAACACCACCUUCACCGACAGGGACAAGUGUCCUGAGUGGAAGAGCUGGUCCCAGCUGAUCCUCGGCCAUGGAGAGGGGGCGUUUGCAUAUAUCCUCAACUACUUCAUGUACGUUAUCUGGGCCUUGAUGUUCUCCCUCCUUGCUGUGCUCCUUGUGAAGGGCUUUGCUCCCUAUGCCUGUGGCUCAGGGAUCCCAGAGAUCAAAACUAUCUUAAGUGGUUUCAUCAUUAGAGGCUACCUGGGCAAGUGGACGCUGGUCAUCAAAACCAUCACCCUCGUGCUGGCCGUGUCCUCGGGGCUGAGCCUGGGCAAGGAGGGGCCCCUGGUCCACGUCGCCUGCUGCUGUGGGAACAUCCUGUGCCACCUCUUCACCAAGUACCGCAAGAAUGAGGCCAAGCGCAGGGAGGUGCUGUCAGCAGCUGCUGCUGCCGGUGUGUCCGUGGCUUUCGGAGCUCCCAUUGGAGGAGUCCUCUUCAGCCUGGAGGAGGUGAGUUACUACUUCCCUCUGAAGACCCUCUGGCGCUCCUUCUUCGCCGCGCUGGUCGCUGCCUUCACCCUGCGCUCCAUCAACCCCUUCGGCAACAGCCGCCUCGUGCUCUUCUACGUAGAGUUUCACAUGCCUUGGCAUCUGCUGGAGCUGGUGCCCUUCAUCCUGCUGGGAAUAUUCGGGGGACUCUGGGGAGCUUUCUUCAUCCGCAGCAACAUUGCCUGGUGCAGGCGGCGCAAGACAACGCGGCUGGGCAAGUACCCGGUGCUGGAGGUGAUCGUGGUGACAGCCAUCACAGCCGUCCUGGCCUUCCCCAACGAGUACACCAGGAUGAGCACCAGCGAGCUCAUCUCGGAGCUCUUCAACGACUGCGGCAUUUUGGACUCGUCCAAGCUCUGCGAGUACGUGAAUGAUUUCAACAGCACCAAGGGGGAUGACCUGCCCGACCGCGCCGCUGGCCCCGGAGUCUACACGGCCAUGUGGCAGCUGGCWUUGGCCCUCAUCAUGAAGGUCUUCAUCACCAUCUUCACCUUUGGCAUGAAGGUGCCCUCGGGGCUCUUCAUCCCCAGCAUGGCCGUCGGGGCCAUCGCGGGCCGGCUGCUCGGUGUGGCCGUGGAGCAGUUGGCCUUCUACCACCACGACUGGGCCAUCUUCUCUGGUUGGUGCAGCCAGGGGGCCGAUUGCAUCACGCCAGGCCUCUAUGCCAUGGUGGGCGCUGCUGCCUGUCUGGGGGGGGUGACSCGCAUGACUGUGUCGCUGGUGGUCAUCAUGUUCGAGCUCACCGGGGGGCUGGAGUACAUCGUGCCCCUGAUGGCAGCGGCCAUGACCAGCAAGUGGGUGGCCGAUGCCAUCGGCCGGGAGGGCAUUUACGACGCCCACAUCCGCCUGAACGGSUACCCGUUCCUGGAAGCCAAGGAGGAGUUCUCGCACAAGACACGGGCCAUGGAUGUGAUGCGACCGCGCAAGAAUGACCCUCCCCUGACAGUCAUUACGCAGGACAGCAUGACCGUGGAGGACGUGGAGACCAUCAUCACCAAAACCACCUACAGUGGCUACCCCGUGGUGGUCUCCCGGGCGUCCCAGCGCCUGGUUGGGUUUGUCCUCAGGAGAGACCUCAUCAUUUCAAUCGAAAAUGCCCGGAAGAAGCAGGACGGGAUCGUGAGCACCUCAGUUAUUUGUUUCACUGACUACUGUCCCCCGCUGCCUCCGAGCUCGCCGUCUGUGCUGAAACUCAGGAGCAUCCUGGACCUCAGUCCCUUCACAGUGACGGACGAAACGCCCAUGGAGAUUGUUGUGGACAUAUUCCGCAAGCUGGGACUGCGCCAGUGCCUGGUCACUCACAAUGGGAAGCUGCUGGGGAUCAUUACCAAAAAGGAUGUACUAAAGCACAUUGCACAGAUGGCCAACCAGGACCCCAAUUCCAUCCUCUUCAACUAGAGGCAGACUGUAGGGACUAUGUGUCCCACACACCUGGAAUUUUCUAACCCAUCCUGGAUAGACUUUCCUAUUUUUAUUGAGACCAUGGAAAUGUUUCCAGUGUUUUCCUCCAUGGAGCUGAAGAAGGUAUUGUUUUUUUUCUACCAGAUAACCAAUUGCACUACGGAAUCUGUGGAACAUGAUCUUCUUUUUAGAAGAGAAAAAAGACUUUAUUUACRUUGCUUUUGUGAAGUUGCAUUGGAAAGAUUCCAUGAAGGAGUAAAAGCAAAAUGUUAGAGAAUUGUAUUUCCUCCUGUUCUUUUGUUGGAACUGCUGUUAUGAACCUGGGGAGGAAAAGCCAAGGUGUUUGUGCUCUUCAGAGGUGUGGAAGGAGCAGGAUGGUUUUGCACACAGCGUUCAGGUGGUGGCAGAGGGUGAGCUGAGCUCAGGAUGGUCAAUUCCCAGUUGGCCCCUUGGGAAAAAUCACAACCUUGUGAAGCCAAAAUAGGGGAGAGAAAAAUAACAUUUGGCUGGCUGAGGCUGCCCGGCUGAAAGAAGGAAAAAAGCCCAAAACCCAAACCAACCCCCACAGCUCAGAUCUCUUUAAAAUUUGGCCCAGUUUCUGACUGGGAAGAUGCUGGUUUUGAUUAAUUAGUUAAUGUAUUAAUUACUCUGCUGCUGCAUUGUCAGAAGAACCCCAAGGAGGAGGCAGCAAGAGUUCACAGGUGUCUUCCCAUCCUGCUCCCUUUCUUAGAUUCAUGCCCAAGGAUUUCUUCUCCUUGAUUUCCCUUGAGCAUGACACUUAAAAUCCCAGAAUUGUACCUUCCUGCCCAUCCCCAAAACCCUGAAAUGGUGUUUGACCCAGCACAGGUGGCCUCCUCCUCUUGCUGUCCCCCUGGAGAGCCUGUGCCUGGGACAUUGACACGAUGGUGUUCCCAGCUCCCCCUGAUCCCAGCCGGAGGAUUCCCAGCAUGGCACUGCUCCAGGUUUCCUUUGGCCAACAACUAUGCAAGAAACCCUUCCCACGCAGCCCAACUCAGUCCCUGUCCCAGCACUGACCAAAUGAUGCUCCUGUUAAUAAAACUCUGCCCCUUUACUGGAGUCUGGGAGGCUUCUGGAUGCUGUGGGAGGCUGAUGCUGUUCAUCCUGGCUUCAGCUGUUUAUGGUCCUUGGUAAACCUGUUCRUAGGGAGUGGGGACUUACGCCUGGACUUGGCUGGGUCCAACUCAGAAUCUCUCCGAUACAAAUUCCUUGUCUUUCCAAGGAGCAAAAGCCAGAUUCUUGAUCUUCCAAAGCCAUCCAGGAGCCAGUCCCUGCUCUGCUGCUUCCACCUGAUGUCUCAAUCCUUGUACAGCUCAAAGCUGCUUCAGCCCGAGAUGUCAUCGAUGAAUCCAGUUUCUUGUGCUUGGAAAAUAAAAGCCUGGACUGGUCUGUGAUGGUUUUGUGCAGCAGAUCGUUGGAAUUCUUUGUGUGCUGCCUCAGCCCUGGCCAGCAGCAGCAGCAUUGCCUUUAAAUGCCUUUUUUUUUGUUUUGUUUGGAGGGCAGAUGGAUGCUCUGGGGAUCUGGGGCUGAGUCCAGGGAAGAAGCUGCCUUCUCCCAGUCCCCUUGGAGCUCCUUCCUGGGAAUACCUGUUUUGUACAUGCUGGCUUCUCUUCCCCGUGGCACACCUAGGAUACCAGAAACACAAAGCUUUUCUGUUUUCUCCUCAACUUACCAUACUCAGGAAGGUCCCAGCUUGAGAAAUUUGAUCCUGCUUCAGUUAGAUCCAUGAUCCAUGAGUGAUUCCUCUCCUUGUGGGAAGGCUGCAGCAGCCCAGUGCGAAGGUAAGGUGCCAAAAGGGAAAUUGAUGUGCAGGGUUAUCCCAGAUGGAACGCCCCAGCUGGCUUGUGGCUAAUCCCAGCUGCUCCUGGGGAAGCAGGAGGGCAGGGAGCAGCUGUCAGAGGGAAUUGCAGCUGCUCUGCUGCUUGGGAAUGGGAGCUCAGGGCAGGAAACAUCUGCCCAGCAGCUCCUGGCUCUGCGGCAGCUGGUGCUGGGUCUAGCCAAUGGAUUGUUUUUCAGUGGGAGAAGUGUCCUGGGGUGCUGUCCGGAGAAAGUCCAGUCUGGGAGGGUGAGAGUGAGGAAGGGAGGAGAAACACAAGCAGGGCUGGGCUUUAGGGAGGCUCUGUUUGGGUGCAGGUGGGAUUCUGAGUCCUCACAAUGCCAAACGAAAUGUGAAAAUGGGGGAGUAGAAGAGGAACAUUGCAAUGGUCCAGGGCCUUUCCAGGCCUCUUGCUGGGCAGAUCCCUCCCUCCCGCAUCUUUUGAAUGUGCUCAUUGACCUGCUUUGMCAGCUGGAGGUCUAGAACACAUGGGUGAGGUGGGAAUGGACUUUGGAGCAGGGCUUUGGAGCUGCUCUGUCUGCAGCAGCCUCCUCACCCGCUUAUCCCACAAAAAUGGGGUCUGUGCCUGGAAAAUCCUCAGUCCAGCUCCAGGCCUGUUUCUAAGCCAUAGUUUCUGUGCAGUGAAACCUGUAGCAAAAUGACCUGAUUCCUGUUGCUGAGUUGGUUCAUCGUGGUGCAGGAUACGAGGGACAUGUGGGACUGCUGCAGGGACGGAUGGGUCACUCCAYCCUAGGGUUGGUGCUUCCCUCACCUGUUGAGCUGUGCUCAGGAGAAGCUCCUGGCUGUUCCCUUCUGCUUUCAUUGAAUUUCUUUAAUUCCUGCAAGUUCAGCACCUUUUGGCUCCACACUGCCAGUGGGCAGGGACAGAUGGGAUAUUGGGGAGAAAUUCUUGGCUAUGAGGGUGGGGAGGCUCUGGAACAGGGUGCCCAGAGAAGCUGUGGCUGCCCCUGGAUCCCUGGCAGUGUCCAAGGCCAGAUUGGACCCUGGAGCUUGGAGCAUCCUGGGACGAUGGAAGGUGUCCCUGCCAUGGCAUGGGGUGGGAUGGGAUGGACUUUAAAGWACUUCCAAACCAAAYCAUUCUGUGAUUCAUCGAAACCUCUGUGCAGGGGAGGGAGUGAACUCUGGGUUUUUACUGGGAGCACUUUCUGCAGUGUCCCAACUCCACAGGGCUGUGUGGAAGAGGUUCCCCUUCCCCAGGGCACUUCCAGCUCCUGAGAAAGGCUUUACCCUGUCUAGUUCUUGCUCAUCCAUUGCUUUACUUAAGGAGGAGGAGCCGUGUGAUUCCCUUCAGCAGAGAUGGGGAUGCAGGACAGAGCUGGAGACAUCAUCCCCUGGAUGAUCUUCCCCGUGUUACCCGGGAGGACCUGGCGGGUUGCAGUAUCCUAUUUAUGGCCUUUGAUUUUGGGGACCUGUCAGGGGCUGUGGGAAGCUGGAAGGGCGGGAUGAGAGUGGGGGGAGCCACCUUUGGCCUCCCAGUGAGCUGAUUCCAUGGUUCUGUGGAAUAAUGCAGGGGUUUGAACUGGACACAAAAUGAGGAAUUUUAUUUAAAAGUGGAAUUGUUUUUUCCUGGUCUCCAGCUUGGGAAGAACGCGGGGGCAAUAAAGGGAAAAAGUGCGUUUGAGCCGUGCAAGAGGGCUGUGAGCCUGGCUAGAGCUGGCUCUGCACUUCUGUGGUGCGAAGCUGGAGCUGGGGCUGUGUCCGACAGGGAGCAGGGGGAUAUGGUCACUGCUUCCCUAAACACUGGGGCUGCUGCUGGGAGCCACAGGCUGUGCGGGGAAAUGAAAUUCGCACUGCAAAGGGAGAGAAAUUCCCUUCUUUAAUCUGGCGUUUCAGUGGGGUCUCGGGAGAGGGGCCGGGAGCAGCACGGCUGGGAUGGGAUGGGAUUAAAUAGCCUUUAAAGGUCCUUCCGACCCAAACCAUCUGUGAUUCCACCAUGGAUGAGCUGAGCGUCCUGYCUGCAGCAGCACUGGGUUCCCUCUACUUGCUCACAGCGCCCCACAUUAAUGUUUUCCCGAGGUUUUUGAGGAGCCUCCCGCAGCUCCGCGAAUCCUUCGUGCUGUAGGAAAGAGGUUUCUGUUUUGUUUCCCUCUUUUCCAGGCUGAAUUGCUGCCUGGGGGAGCGGCGGCUGGGGAGGUGCCCCGGGGCAAAGCGAGGGGCGCUGCUGGGGUUACAGCCCGCUGCCUCUCUUUGUGUGCUUUAUUUACAAUGUCCGAGGAAUGAUUUCCUGCCGCGGUGACGUGGAUUUCGGCGUGGAUUUCCUCUCCCCACUGUGAACUCGGGCCGGGCUGGGGACUUGAAAGUAAAACGAGGUUUUGUCUGGAGGGGAGGGAAACUUGGAGGUAGCGAYGAGCUGGUUCACAAAGAACAAAUGGGGAAAAAAAGAGCCUUCGGCACCAGAUGUAUUCAGAGACAAAGGCUUGGGUCGUGAACGCCCUGGGCUGGGCCAUGUCUGUGCUGAGGUCAAAGCAGCUCCUCGGCWGUGGAGAUAAGAGGGUCCUUUGGCAGCGGCUGCAGGAAGCACUUUGUGUCUGGGCUGAAUGCACACGGAAGCCGUGGGAAAUCAGGUCAGCAUGGAGAUGGCAUUGGUGCUGCAGUCACUCCCUACCUCCCGGGCUGGGCUACAGCAGGAGCGAAUCAUCCUGGGAUGGGAUGGGWUGGGUGGGAAAGGACCUUAAAGCCCCUCCAGUGCCACCCCUGCCAUGGCAGGGACACCUCCCACUGUCCCAGGCUGCUCCCAGCCCCAAUGUCCAGCCUGGCCUUGGGCACUGCCAGGGAUCCAGGGGCAGCCACAGCUUCUCUGGGCACCCUGUGCCAGGGCCUGCCCACCCUCACAGGGAAUUUCUCCCCAGUAUCUCAUCUGACUCUGUCCUCCUUCCGUUUGUGGCCGUUAAAGAAGAGCCAGGCAGUUUCAGAGUUGUCACUGUAGGGUGGUGCUGCCUGGGGAGCUGGAGCUCUCAGGUUUGGGGGAUUCUGSUGUUUUUUCCUGUGCCUCUCCCCAGCCUGGGGGAGGUGCUGGCAGAGCAGGCACGGGGAAAAGUAUCCCUGGAGCGUGUGGGAUGAUGCACCCUGCCUUUGGCACUGGAAAGACAAACUGCUCCUCCCUGGGGGAUGGGUUGGGUCUCUGCACCGACGCUUGGCCCCGCUCCUCUUCCCCCCAGGCCCCUGUUCCCUGGGCACACGAGGCUCACCUGGACCUGCCCUCAGCUGCAGGGAGGGAUCCGGUUGGGAUCCAUGGGAAGAGCACAGCUCUGCUGGAGCAGAAGCAGCUUCCUGAAUAUUCCUUUACUGGUGGGUCUUGGAGCAUCUUACAAAGCCUAAUGUCCACCAGGAUCUUGUAUAGUGGGGAAACUGAGGCACRGAGGCUUCARUUUGAGCACGUGUGGGCAGGGUCCUUGCCAGCUCCAUCUGCUCCCUCAGCCCUGGCAGCUGUGGUCAGCACAUCCCAAUUGCCCCAUCAAACCCCCUGAAUCAAGGACUCCCCCUAUGCUAAAAAAGCCUCUUUGCAGUGUCUCUUGUGUCUCCACCACUGCUCUCCCUCUCUGUGAAGGACCUGGGGCAAAGCRGGCUUUGCUCUCCUGUGUGACUUUAAAAACAGCCCAAACAAAUUGGAUUUUGGGAAGGAUGUGUCUGGAUCAGCUGUGUCCUUUAUGUGUGGGGAUACAAAGUUGUUUUAGUGACCACUGACUUCACUUGCUAGUAGGAGCUGCAGUGAACCCGUCAGCAAUACUCAUGCCAAAAUAGCGAGAUKUAAUUUUUAAUAAACAAUUUUGAGAAUAAAAAGCUGUAUGAGAAAUCUUCAAUACUUUGYUCCCCUUGUGCAGCAGAUUUUGUUUCCUCGCUCGGAGAGAAGUGUUGUGUCCUCAUCCAGGUCUUUCCACACUUUGUUCCUCUCCCCUGGAGCAAGUCCUGGGACGGACAGUGCAGGCACAGGUGCCUGGGGUGGUUUUUAGAGGCUGGGUUCUCCUGCUGCUGGGUUCUCCUGCUGCUGGGUUCUCCUGCUGGUAGCCAACCCCCUUGUCCAGGUGGGAGCACGGCCCUGGCCAGGCUCAGGGUGUCCAGCCCCUCUCCUGGAAGCACCAGGACAGGGAGCACGCUGGCAGAGGCACAGGGGCCUGGGGGGCUGAGGCUGUUUAGGAUAACUGGUGCCAGUCCCUCACAGUGAGGAGUUCCAGGACUGCUUGGCUCUCCCCAGACAGGGUGAGGCUGCUCUUUGCCCUGAUGCUGCUGGAGUUCUCCUUCUCCCGUCCACCCACCCACGAGCCCUCUCCUUUCCAGAAAGGCAGGGUGGCCCUUUUCCCACUGGCUCCAAGCCCAGCUCUCCCUGCUCACGCACACUGAGCUGCUUUCCCUGCUUCCUCCGUGGCAAGCGCAGCCUCCUGCCACUUCCAUCAGCCAUGUCCACUUCAAACUCCCUUUCAGAGGAAAUCUUGGAGCCACCUGCGGCAUUUCCUGUGACCCUGGCUUGGCUGGUUCAGCUCUGCUCUCCGAUGGCUGCUGCCAGAGGCAGGAUAAGCUUGGAGCUGCCUGGGGCUGUUUGGGACCAGAGAUGUCAAGAGCCCUGCUGUAGUCACCACGAUAGCUGGGACAGCAGAAGGUGGGAUGAGAGGUGGAGGAGAAGGGAUGGUUUGAGAGUGGAGGGGUUUGUAGUGUCUUGUUUGCUUUGGGUGAGAGCCCAAUGUGCUCCAGGGCCAAGUGCUGCAGAGCCAAGGCUCAGCUCAGCUCCCCACAUCCCUCCAUGGGCAAUGGGAGAGUGAGACCCURCAGCCCUGCCAGCGGGGGAUCAGCCCUGUGCCCCCUUUGGARGCUGCAGGAGGGUGCUCUCAGGCUUUGGAUGAGAUUUGGGAGGUUCUGGGAGAAUCCUCCUUUGUGUUUGGGGCUAGUCCAGGUGUUAGUGUGCAGGUGCCAGGGUGGCAYUGUGCUCUGUGGGGGUCGGAUCAGCCCCCUGGAUCAGGAGCCCACAAGAGACGGGGCUGGAGAGUGGGAAUGGCCAGACCCGGGGGUAUGGGGGGAUGUGGGCUCAGCCCCCAGCCUUUGCCAAGGGUGUGGAGGGCCAGCAGUCAGGCCUGGAAGCUGUGGCAGGGAUGGCAGGAGUGAGGAGCAGCCCCUGGGGUCUGGCUGUGCCCUAGGCUGGGGCUGGCAGUCCUGAACUCAGAGAGGAGGAGCAGCAGGGUCCCCUGGGAUCCCCUGGGAGCUGGUGGGUGCAGGGGAGCCCGAGGAGCAGGGCCAGGCUCAGGUCCUGGGGGUUCCUGCAGGAGCUGUCCCAYGGGAGAGGAAGGCACGGGGUGGAGAAGCAGGGACACCUUCCCUUGGGACUCGCCCAGCGGUGCGUGGGGGCAGCAGCUGUGCAGCCCUUGGAGGUGCUGGGGGUGCAAGAUGAGCAGGAGUCUUUGCUGGACUCUGGAGCUCUGGGGCACCCCAACUGUSCCAGGCUGUGUCCUGUGUGCCAAGGGGCCAAACUUGUGCUGGGUACAGACUUUAUUCCAUCCUCAAGGGAGCCCCACUACCGCUCUGCCUGUGAAUACCCAGAAAAGGGUAUAGAAAAGGGGGCUGUGCCCAGCCCCCGGGCCCGUGGGCACAGCUGGGCCCCACUCUGCCCUGCCUGAACCCACCUUUGGCCUCUGGGGUGGCCUCUGUCACCCCGGGGUUGGUUUGGUCCCUCCAAGUCCUGCUGGUGACUGCUGGGCUCACCUGGAGCUGGAAUCCCACAGGGAUUGCCGGGCUGGAGGUGUGAGGAGGUGGGGACUGCGCUGUCCAUGAGRGCUGAGGGGACAGAAUCCCCGCGGCCAGAGGUGCCUGGUCAGUGGCCAUGCUGAGCCCCUGGCCUGCCUCAGCCUGGCUCGGUCACCACGUGCCCCAGUGCCACGUGCCAGGUGUGGUGCCGGGAUGGCGGCUGCUCCGGUGUCACGGUCCUGCCCUUUGGCCUCCCUGCAACCAUUGCUGACAUCGCCCCAGGCUUCUGAUCCAAACUGAAACUCCUUCCUUCCCCUCCAGAGGCUGACACUGCAYCUGCCCCAUCCCUGUGAGCUCUGCCCCRGAGGUGUCCCAGGGGUGCUUCCAGYYCUGAGACCCUGGCACCCACACCCCUGCCCAAAGUAGGGUCAGUCUCAUAGGGGUCACCCUGCCACAGGGACACUUUGUCUUGCAGUGACAGGUGUGGCCCUGGUGCCUCUCCUGCUGCAGGGAGCCAUUGGGAGGUGAUGUGUCACCAGGGCUGGGAUGUCCCCUGCAGGUCCUUGGAGCCCCUUGUGGUUCACUGGCUUCCUCCCAGCUGGAGAAUGGCACCGAGCCCAGCGAGUCCCUGCGGGCAGCCACCUUUGUGCCCUUCUUGGCUCAUCCCGCACCGCGAGGGCCAACCCUGUGCCACCCUCAGGCCAUYGGUUGCUGUCCAGGGGCCAUUGGGAGCGGUGGGAGCGGAGGGGAUGUCACAGGUCGAGCCGGAAGGCCCCGAAGUAACUGGCUGCUGCAUCGUUGUAGUCGAUGGCCAAGGAGGAGACGGAGACAAAGAGCUCAUCGCCGGCCUUGAGCUCGAAGAGUCCGCCCUGGUAGAGCGCGUG